AUGAAACCCCCGAUUCUACGGCGAUCUUUAUUCAAGCUCAUUGUUGUUGUUCUAGUGUGUUUGAUCCUUCGAACACUCGUUUAUCUAAUUUUCAAUAAAAAUUCCCAACAUGAAGCCAAAAUUGAUGUUGAGGAUGAUAAAAGCCGGUUGAUUCAGCUGAAACAAGUGCGAAUUUUACCGAUUGGAGGUAGGAGAUUUUAUUUGAGAUCGGUUAUUGUAUUUUUUAUGGGAUUUCAGGCCUGAAAAUGGGGAUUUUUUAAUUAUCCAUAAGAUUUGUCAUGGAUAAUAUAAAAAAAGAUGUUUUAAAAGUACAAAAAAUAUCUGAAAAAACUAUUAAAAUUCUUUCAAAAAACUUUUAGCCAUUUAUUUUUUUUUAACUUCAACCUUUUCUGACCUUAUUUUAGCCAUUAAAACGGAAUGCCAAAAAUGGCGGGAAUUUGAAUUUUUUCGUAAAUUUUUGGCUGGGAAUGGUCCUAAAAUGUUGGAAAUAGUCUAUAAAUACGAUCUAUAUAAAAAAUAAGUUCUGUAGUUUUGAUUUUUAGGCUCUAAUGUGAUCUUUGAUCAGCCAUGGGACCUACCCUCCGAAAAGUCAUAUAACACCGUUGAGGAGGCCGUAAAAUCCACUGCCAAUCGGCGUUAUAUUGUCAGCUCGAUGAGCUACAGCCAUGGUAACAUAUUUUCUCAGCUGGUUUUUGUGUUUCGGCAUCAAAUUAUAUUAUACAUGAUAUCAGAUGUCGAACUUUUAGGCCUAGGCAACCUGAUGUUUGAAUACGCGGCUUUAUAUUACUAUGCAAGAAAGUACAAGGCAUUUUUGGUCUUUCCGGAUGAUUGUUUGUUGAGGAGGGCGUUCGAAAAGUUGGAAAAAGUGAUCUAUGUUAAUAGCACUUCUUUGUACGAAUAUGUGGAAAGUAAUGAAGAUAGAAGGAUCCAAGAGAAGGUAAAAGCUCGAGAUAACGUAUUUUACAAUAUAUUACAUUUUUACUUUGUUUGAAUAGGUUUAAAUUUUAAGAAAAACAGGUUCCAUCGUAUAAAAUGGUCUUCGCAGUCUGCAGAUCGCAAAAACGCAAGCUUAGCAACUUUUAACGAUUAGGAUUUCUUCCAGCAUGCUUAUUAUUGUUGUUAAAUGACGUUUUUACACAGUAAUUACCCUGUCAUUGCCAUUAUUUUCCACCUUUAGUCAUUGAACUAUGUACAAUUACUCAUUUCUCCGCUUACUCACAUAUUUAUGAAACUUUAAUGCGCACUAAAUAUAGACUACCGUAUUCAGGCAUGCUGUGUGUACUUGCCCGACCUGGAAAUGUUCAAAUCGAGCGACAUUGAGAUUGUCGACGGCUACUUCCAGGCCUUUCGAUAUUUCUGGCCAGAACUCGAUUCAGAGGUGCGGAAAAGCUUCCAGUUCUUGGAGGGAGUGAAAAAGAGGGCUUUGGAUUAUAUCAGACCCUAUCAAGGUGAGUUAUGGCUCUAAAUUUUAGGGCAAUUUUGGUCUGAAAUCAUCAUGAAUAAUAUAGUUUGAAAUGGCUGUAAAACUUGAAACAAUAGUGGUAGACAGCUCAUAAUGGUCUUAAAAACGCUAGCAGCCCUUGUUCUAGUCUAAAAAACUGUUUUGCAGGUCAUACGAAGCCUUACAACAGAAUGCCAAAAAUAGCGGGAAUUUGAAUUUUUGAAUUAUUUUGGCUGGAAAAGACCCAAAUUUGAUCUUAUAGGUAUAUGAAAACUUUUUUGUUGACUUUUUUUCAGAAUGCUUGAGGCAAUUUUCGUCGGACAGGUUUCAUCGUAUAAAAUGUCCGAUUGUGCUUGCGAGCCGUUAAAUUGGGGAAAAUUAAAGUGAUAAUGAAUUUUUAUGGAUCAUGUGAUACUCUUGACAAUUUUUUUGAUGUUUCAUAACUUUUUACUACUACUUUUUAACAAAAGUAAUAUCAAAAAAUUCCAAAAAUUGAAAAAAACAAACUUUAUUAUAUUUUGAAACACAAAUGUAUUUUGUAGACCGCAUCCGCAUCGGAGUGCACGUCCGACACGGCGUCGAUAUCACCUGGCACUCCCGCAAUCUUCACCAUGGCCAUGUGAGUGCACCGGCCGAAUACUACGGGCGCGCGAUGAGGCGAGUGUCCAACGGCGAGCAGGUGGUAUUUGUGGUCGUGAGCGACAAUAUCAGCUGGGCCAAACGCAAUCUCGUCGGAGGUGAGCCGCUUUUGUCGAGCCUGAAAAACAGGUGCUCUAUGAUAAAAUUUUGAGUUAUACAGAGCCGAUAGAGCAGGAAGAGUCCGAAAAAUUGCUGAUUAUAGAGCUUAUGAACUGUGUUUUAAACUGUGCAAUGGUUUUUGAGGCCACAAAAUACGAUUUUUAUAUCAAAUUUUCCAAAACAGAAAGUUCCAAAAAAUCCGUCAAUGUGACGGAUUUAAGGUAAAAUUUGCAUAAAAUAGUUGUUCAGAAGCCCCGCAGAUUCUAGUGACAACAAUUUCAGUAAUUUUUGUCAUUCUUAAUAGCAGUUGAAGUGCUUUUUGCCAUUUUAUACGAUGAAACAUGUCCAAGGGAAGAUCGGCAGUCUGCGCCCGGUCUUAUGUAAAUUUUACGAUGAAUCUAGCCUUUGCAAUGUCCAUGCACAAUUUUUGCAUUGUUGCUAAGCUCUAUUUUGAAUAAGUGUCAUUUUAUACGAUGAAACAUGUACAACGGAAAUUUCGCAAGCUGCGCCCGACCUCAGAAAUCAGUAAAAUGAAUGUGAAAAUAAAUAAAAUGAAUUGUUAUCGCUUCUAAUCAUAGAAUACAGCUUGAAAAUACAACUUUUUCAGACAAUAUUGUGUUUGUCGACUCCACGGAACGAGAAGUCGAUUUGGCCAUCUUGUCCUACUGUAAUCACACCAUAAUGUCAACUGGGACUUUCUCCUGGUGGGCUGGGUACCUGGCCAACGGCACGACCGUUCGUUUCAAGGACUGGCCGAGGAAUGGCUCGGAUUUGGAUCACAUGGUGGACAAGAAAAACUACUUCUUACCUCAUUGGAUUGAACUGUAA
Messenger RNA from Bursaphelenchus xylophilus (pine wood nematode), 3007 nucleotides. The record is from the annotation of a GenBank genome assembly. NCBI's taxonomy places the organism in Eukaryota, Metazoa, Nematoda, Chromadorea, Rhabditida, Aphelenchoididae.